This is a messenger RNA of Camellia sinensis, 1641 nucleotides long. RefSeq lists its product as uncharacterized. Lineage: Eukaryota; Viridiplantae; Streptophyta; Magnoliopsida; Ericales; Theaceae. The record is from RefSeq and is a predicted model, not a curated record.
AAUAUAUUAAUAUAUACAUUAAUUAAUUGAUAUCGCACCACCAUUUUUUAAAUUUCAUAACCAUCCAUUAUUCCAUUGUUGCAACAAAUACACCUUCUCUCUCUGUCUCUCUGGGUCGCUUGCUAUCGGCGAAAUCUAAAUUAGUAUUGGGAAAAUCAAUUGAAACUGGAGAAUGCUGUUUAUGCUUCAAAAGUUGCUUAAGGAAUAGGGUUUUGCCCAGUGCAUGACGCUUGAUUUGAGUGACUUUACCAAGAUGGGGACCAUACACCGCAGCGGAGCCUUUAAAAAAUCAAAUGACACUAUCAGACUUGUAAUUACGACUUUAACUGGAAUGAUCUUUGGAUAUUUUAUUGGAAUUUCUUUUCCAUCUGUUUCCCUUAAUAAGAUUAAUUUACAUUCAAGCAUUGUAUCAUCUCUUGACGUAGCCUUUAACAAUGAUCAUUCUAGAUCCAUUAGUAACCACAUACCUGAAACUCGUGUUUCCACUGACAAAGCACCACCUAAGAUAUAUGUUCCGACAAAUCCUCGUGGUGCAGAAUCCUUACCUCCAGCAAUUGUAGUCUCUCAGUCCGAUUUUUAUUUGCGAAGAUUAUGGGGUGAACCCAGUGAGGAUUUGACAAUGAAGCCGAAAUACUUGGUAACAUUCACAGUUGGUUUGGAUCAGAGGAACAACAUUGAUGCAGCAGUUAAAAAGUUUUCUGAGGAUUUUCAAAUUAUGCUUUUUCAUUAUGAUGGCUGGACAAGCGAAUGGGAUCAAUUUGAGUGGUCAAAGAGGGCCAUCCAUGUCAGUGUAAGAAAGCAAACAAAAUGGUGGUAUGCAAAGAGGUUUUUGCAUCCUGAUAUUAUUGCAGCUUAUGAGUAUAUUUUCAUCUGGGAUGAAGAUCUGGGAGUUGAACACUUUAAUGGUGACAAGUACAUUCAACUGGUUAAGAAACAUGGUUUGGAUAUUUCUCAACCAGGUCUUGAGCCCAAUAACGGACUAACAUGGCAGAUGACAAAAAGGAGAGGUGACAGAGAAGUUCACAAGAAUACAGAAGAGAAACCAGGCUGGUGCGGUGACCCACAUUUACCUCCAUGUGCUGCAUUUGUGGAGAUUAUGGCCCCUGUGUUUUCUCGGGAAGCAUGGCGCUGUGUUUGGCAUAUGAUUCAGAAUGACUUGGUUCAUGGAUGGGGAUUGGAUUUUGCCCUCAGAAGAUGCGUAGAGCCUGCACAUGAGAAAAUUGGUGUGGUUGAUUCACAGUGGGUCGUUCAUCAAGUAAUUCCAUCACUUGGGAAUCAGGGCCAGUCUGAGAACGGUAAAUCUCCAUGGCAAGGGGUAAGAGAUAGGUGCAGAAGCGAGUGGGCUCAGUUUCAGGAUCGCCUAGCUGACGCAGACAAGGCAUACCUUGCACAGAUUGUAAAGGGUCAACUUUGACAUGCUCAGAGCUCUCUGCUUGAUCUUGUACAUUGCUUUGUUCUUUCUUUCUUGCAUCUCUCUGUCCUGAAGCGUGGUGUUUCAGGGCCCAAUUCUUUCACAUGAUGUUUCAUUUUUCUGAUAGGUAUUGUAGCCAUGUUUCAUGUAGUCGUAGACAUUUACAAUCAGAUAAGAGAGAAUUUUCACGUUUUUGUGCAGAAAUAUGUUAAGCUUAGGUUCACCUGCAA